Paramecium primaurelia is the source of this 989-nucleotide messenger RNA. NCBI's taxonomy places the organism in Eukaryota, Ciliophora, Oligohymenophorea, Peniculida, Parameciidae. The record is from the annotation of a GenBank genome assembly.
AUGAAUUCAUCAGCAAUCUUAAGAGAUUUAAUUGUAGAUCCAACUAAUAUAGAUUAAAAUUUAUUAUGUUUGAUAUGUUAAGAAUUAGUUAUUGAUCCUAAGGAAUGCAGUUAAUGUCAAAAUCUAUUUUGUUCAGAUUGUAUAACAUCUUGGUUAUAAUAAAAAAGUAAUAAACAUAUUGAAUUAUAUAGAAAAAUGUCCAUAUAAUUGUAGCGAUGAAAUAUAAUUAAAGAAUCCUCAUAGAAUAGUUAAAAAUUCUAUUUCUUAAAUAGAAGUAAAGUGUUUAAAUAAAGGGUGUGAUAAAUAAAUGUAAAUUUAAAGUUUAGAUUCUCAUUUACUAUAAUGUGAGUAUGUAGAAACAAAAUGUCCUUUUCCUGAAUGUGAUUUUAAAGAUAGUUUAAAAUAAAUUAAAAUUCAUUAAUUAAAUUGUGAACAUAGAACAAAAAAUUGUGAGAAAUGUGAAGGAACUUAUAAAAUCAAUUAAGAACAUGAUUGUUUAAUCCAUUUACUAAAGAAAUUGAAAUUAUAAGAAGAGAAUUAAUUAGCCUAUUAAAAAAAAACAGAUUAAAUUAUAAUGGAUUUAGUAGAAAGAUUAAAUUAAUUAGAAAAUUUAUAAAAAGGAUCCAAUAAACCAAAAUGUUAUUAGGGUCAUGUAUUAAAUUGGAUUUAUCCUAAAAAAGGAAUUUAAUGUGAAUAAUGUAAAUAAGCAAAUGAUAAUGUGAGAUAUAUUUGUGAACCUUGUAGAAUAGGAUAUUGUUAAAGAUGUAAAUAACCAGAAUUUAAAGGGAAUGUUUGUCCUUCUAAUCAUGUAUUAUAAUUUUCUUAAAAAGUAAGUAAUAAUUCUAUAUAAUUUUAGCCUGGAUUUGGUCUGAGAUGUGAUUUUUGUAGACUUAAUAUCUAUUCAAAAGGUGACUCUGUUUACAGUGACAGAUCCUGUGAUUUUGAUAUUUGUAAUACUUGCUUUUAGAAGUUAAAAGUAAUGAAAUGAG